AUGGUUUACCUGCUGAUGGAGCAGUGCCAAGCCUUCAUCUUCAGAGAGUCGAUGGUGAAUAAACCCCUGACCCUCCCGUGUAGCUGCUCGGGAAAUUGUCCAGAGGUUCAGUGGAUCCGCUUUGUUCCUGAUGGAACCAUCGUUGCUGAGAGUGGGAUGUUUCCCAAACAACAGCAUUCACAAAGCAGAUAUUCAGUGUCAGGAGAUACAAGCAGAGGAGAUUUCUCCCUGACCAUCAGUUCAGUAGCCUACAAUGAUGCCGGCUCCUACAUGUGCAGCUGUAAUGGACAAUCAGUUACUGAAGUAAAGCUGAAAGUUAUCGUUCCGACAUUUGUAAAGGCUUUGGAGGGGGAGAACGUCACCCUCCCGUGCUACGGAGACACUCAACAUCACGUUAAAGAUGUAAAAUGGAAGAAAGAUGGACACAGGGUUCUGCUGUACACUCCUGCUAACAGAUCGGUGACUACUGAAAGCAGAUUUACGAUGUCAGUAGAAGGCUUUCUAGACGGUGAUCUCUCUCUCCACAUCAGUCCAGUUCACCCGUCUGAUACAGGAUUAUAUCAGUGUCUCAUCCAUGAUGAAUCUCAGGACGGAGAACCAGGAGCUGUUUUACUGAAGGUAGAAGGGCUACAACAAUUCACAACCAACAACAACGCUCAAGUUUCAGUACUGCAUGUGCUACUAGGAUUGUUCAUCUCUGGAGGGAUAAUCAGCCUGAUCAUUUACACUGUCACGGGGAGCCUGUGCCUAUCUUAGGCAUCAUCAGGCACCAAGGCAGGAUACACCCUGGACGGAGUGCCAACCCAUCGCAGGACACACACACACUCAUACACUACGGGCAAUUUAGAGACUCCAGUCAGUCUAGAAGCAUGUCUUUGGACUGUAGGAGGAACCCAGAGCACCCGGAGGAAACCCACCAAGCACAGGGAGAACAUGCAAACUCCACACACACAGUGAGUGUGAGCAAGACUCAAACCCAGGACACUGGAGGUGUGAGGCGAACGUGCUAACCACUAAGUCACCAUGCCUCCUCUUGUUUAUACUUGACAAGAUUCAUUUUUUAUCCAUUUGUAACAACAUUACAUAAAGAAUUAUAUUUGAGAGAAUAAAGAAUAUUCUUUACAAAAAUAAAGCAUUAUUUAAUUGCAUAGUUAUUCAAACUGUUGUAGGAGAACACAAAUAAAACAAACACAUCAAGUCAAGUGGGUUUUAUUUUCAUUUUUCUUUAUAGCUUGUAUACAAUGGAACAAAUUUGUCCAGGACGAAUUCAACAAUUUUACUAUUUUCACUACUGGUAGAUGCUAA
Hemibagrus wyckioides is the source of this 1305-nucleotide messenger RNA. RefSeq names its product CD226 antigen-like. The transcript has 5 exons. NCBI's taxonomy places the organism in Eukaryota, Metazoa, Chordata, Actinopteri, Siluriformes, Bagridae. Bases 1 to 756 code for a protein of 251 amino acids. The record is from RefSeq and is a predicted model, not a curated record.